Molecule: messenger RNA, 3143 nt
Organism: Alosa sapidissima (American shad)
Lineage: Eukaryota; Metazoa; Chordata; Actinopteri; Clupeiformes; Clupeidae
Product: probable G-protein coupled receptor 132
Exons: 4
Coding region: 331-1359 (342 amino acids)
Biological process (GO): G protein-coupled receptor signaling pathway
Cellular component (GO): membrane
Molecular function (GO): G protein-coupled receptor activity
Source: RefSeq, a predicted model, not a curated record
ACGACUUCCUGUGGCGGAAAACGAUCAAAACGCCAGACAAGCUCCCCUAGUCCUGUUUCAGGCCACCGUGUUCCCUACAAGCUAUUCACACAGGUCUGCCGUGCUGCAACCCUCCACACACACACACACACACACACACACACUUUUACAGACACACACACACUGUGUACUGGCUGCUAGCUAUUCUGAGCUGACUCCCUCAUCCUUCGAAGAGCUGGGAUUUUGGAAGCGAAAUGAACGAGGCAAGUGACGGUUAAGGAUGUAGAGUGACCUCAACUGCUCCUAAGAAUAGGUUUCAGCUGACAUGGAAAACUCUCCUUUGGAUCAAAUAUGAUACUAAACUUGACUAAUGGGAGUUGCCACCUCCCCCUGGAGACCGACCGAGAUGGUCUGACCUACAUCUACAGCCUGGCCUUCUCCCUGGGCCUUCCUGCCAACCUGCUCUCUUUGUGGGGACUGUACCAACUGGGCCGCUCCGGCGGGGGUGGCUGCCAGCUGGUCUACAUCCUCAACCUGCUGCUGUCGGACCUGCUCCAGCUGCUCACACUUCCGCUGUGGAUCAUCUACCUGCAGAGGGCGCACCGGUGGGCGUACGGCUCGGUCGCCUGCCAGCUGGUGGGCUACGUCUUCUACGUCAACGUCUACGCCAGCGUGGUGUUCCUGUGCCUGAUCGCGCUGGACCGCUGUCUGGCUAUCGUCUACCCGCUGAGCAGCAGAAGGUUCCGGAAAGUGCGCGUGGCGGCGCUAUCCGGGGUGGCCGUGUGGACGCUGACGUUCCUGUUCUGUCUGAGCGGGCUGUACCCGUCCGUGUUCGAGCCAGAGAGAGGGCUUUGCUUGGAGCAGUACCCCAUCAGCCCACGCUACGCCAAGUUCAAGAUCGCUACGGUGGCCCUGGGCUUUCUGCUGCCCUGCUGCAUUCUGGGAGUCACCUCGGCCAGGAUCAGGGUCACCCUGCGCGACUCGCCGUCCGUCUCGACCCAGGAGCGCCGCCGCAUCGUGGGGACGCUCGUCGUCAUCACCGUCAUCUUCAUCGUCGUCUUCGGGCCGUACCACCUGGUGGGGGGCUACCGCUUCAUGGCGCUGCUGCUGACGGAGGACCCCUGCCACCUGGAGCGCUCACUCUACCUGUGCUACCGCAUCUGCUACGGCCUCACCAGCCUCAACACCCUCCUGGACCCCCUCUUCUACAUCUUCCUGUGCCACAACGCCCGCCACGAGCUCCGGCGCUCCUUGCCCUGCCUGAGCAAAGGCACGAGCCCCACGAAAGGGGUCCAGUUCAAGCCCAAGGUCAAGAUGAAGGUCGGCGGCGGCGGCGGCAGUGGACGCACCAGACAGCUGGACCAGAGUGACAGCGUGUAGGGCGACAGACCAGAACAGACGAGACAAGACAAAGAGACAGGCUGGGUCUCCUAUGUGCUAUAGAUGCUUAUCUACGGACACACAGCGCGAGAGAGAACUGCAUGUGCAUGUGCAGGAUUUACUAUUGACGACACCCUGGCCUCCUUUGGAACAAACCAGCGCUAUCAGUGCCUGGUAACCGAUUCUAUCAAGAUGAGUCAUUAAGGCUGAGACGCUGGAACUUCAUUCCUGGCAUUGUAUUCUAUGUGUGGGCAGGUGUGGGCACGUGUGAGGUCACAAACAGCUGGGGUGACUGAGGAGUGGGGUUGUGGGCGGGGGGGGGGGGGUCAAAGAGGUGGUGAAGGGGUCUUUUCCUCUUUGUCAGUUUAGGAUGGGAAUACUUGUCUUAAAAAUUGGGGUGGGUUUUCCAUGAGUAAGCCUACUGUACACUACACAAGGAUAGGCUAUUUACUUUUUCUCUCAAAGGCAGACUGGCUUUCAGUAACCCCACACAUUAUGUGGCAUGUCUAACAAGUCGAGGGCGCCACCUGCAGUCCGUGGAAGCCUUUGUCAACCUGUCGACUUCAGUGAACUGAAGUGUUUGCUAAUUAUGCUAUUUUAUCUCUGCCACAUGCCGUCACAAAAUUAGAUACUAACAAAAUGUCUUUUACUCUUCGUGUGAUUAAUGUUUCGUAACAAAAAGAAUCAAGCCCUGCUUAAAGAAUAUUGCAAUGGGAGAGGAAGUGAGCCUAAACGCUAUGCUGACAUUGAAGUCAGCUAGAACUUUGGGAAGUUAUAGCUUACAACUUUGCAGUAAUUUGGUCCGACUUCUGUCCCCGAUUCCAUGACAUUUUCCAUACGUCCUUCAUCCUUUCUCUUGACCCUAUUCCAACAUUUCUACUGAUUAAACAACAAUGUGGUGUCUGAUUCUGGCAAAACUGUCAAGGAUUGAAGCCUGUUUGCCAAAUUGCCAUAAUGCUUUGAAGUUUAAAUCGCACGUACAAGCCAAUGAAGGAACAUCUGAGCGGAGCGUGUCGCCCCUCAUCCAGUAGGCUAGGCUAGUCAUAGGCGCCACGCUGUUUAAAAGAUAUCCAUAUACACCAAUCCGUUUAUUUGUGUGUAGCCCUUUCGAUCUCGCAUACAAAAGACUUAGAUUGUAGUACUUUCAGGUGUAUAAAAACAAAAACGUAGCCAAAUCUUUUAUUUCAUUUUUGUAUUUAUUUUUUAAAUGAACAUAUCUUAUUCUCAUAGCCUACCUAUUCUAAUUUAAGAUAAAGAAUAAUGGGCGACAUGGUGUUUUGGUAGCAGAAAUUAAGGUGCAAAAAGGUGGCAAGUUCUGAAAUAAACAAAUAUGAUGUCAACACAAAAUCUUCAAAAUUCGUAUCUAUUUAUUUGUGCAUUUACCGCAAACGUUGUUUUUUCCAUUAAAGCCAAUAGGGGGCGGUCCAGUCCUGCAAAAAUCAGAGCCUAGAGAUAACCCAGAUCUAGGGCUCUGGCAAAAAUGAAGAGGUCUCAGUCAUUGGAUGUUAUGUCCACUAAAUGAAUGAUUAUCAGUUCUGAAAUGAUGGGCUCACAUGGUGUUUUUAUCAUGAGAAACAUUGCUACAAACGUGUGUCUUUGUGUAUUUGUUUGUGUGUGUGUGUGUGUGUGUGUGUGUGUGUUCAAGUGUUCCCCUUCUCAUGGAAAAAAACUAGAAUGAAGUACAAACUUUAAGCACAGAAUGUCUACUCUACACUGUCAUAACAAAUGAAAGAAACAAGUGAUACUUUUUGUCUAUUAAAGAAACAGGAACAUUGUCACUUUCA